CGUAAGGUCGCAGCUCGUAGCGAGCUAGCGAUUCGUGGUACGUGGUAACGGCCUGUCAGUGAACCUCGGACGGAAAUGGGGACGCAAAAGCCCGGGGAAUGGGCGAAUUUAGUGAUCACGCGUUUCGAGGAUCAGCUGCCAUGUCGUUCCGGUCCCGAAAGUCCUCAUUCUCGGGUGAACGAAAAGAGGAGCAAGAGAUGUCUAAUAGAGAUCUCUCGGUUCCGUUUCUCUCUCGUUAUAUCUGGUCUUACGAAGAUGCUGCAGCGAGUCAAUGAGCUUACACCGAGCACGAGCAGUCAGCGGCCGUUCCAAUCCAAAGAGCAAGAUCGGCAGGAGUCCAUCAUUAUCGUUCUGGACACGCUGGAAAAGUGUUUGGCAAAUACACCAAAGGACACAACGAAAUUCGAAGAGGCGAUGAAUGUAAAAUUGUUGCUUCGGGAGAUAUGCCAGUUCAUAGGCAUGCCCUACGACAGUCCACAGACGAAAAUGAUCAGGGAUUUAGCGAGCAAAGUACUGUUCGCUUUAAGUUUGAAUUUCUUCAACGCUGUCUUUAACCGGAUAUCUGCCAGGCUUCAGGAAUUGCCCAAUAGCGGGGAUGAGAAUUCAGAUUAUAGUGACAUUGAGUUGAUGCAGUAUAUCAAUUUCGAUGUCCAUAGAUUAACCAGACUACUGAAUGAAAUUAUACAGAAAGUCCGGCAACUAACUGGCAAGAAGUCAGCGUAUCUCGUGAUUAUGAAUCCUUUGGAGAAAGCUAUCUGGAAUUGGAUGGAUACGUAUUCGCAGGAGUUUACCGAUGUGCAAAGGCAGCCUAACGGGGAUAUUAGUAAGGCGUGUGAGGAGUUAUUCGACAUUCUCGACACGUUUGUCGCCGAGAAGAAAAGUCGCGCAGCCUCUGUUUGGCCGUUGCAGGUGAUGUUGUUAAUACUCUCGCCCAAGGUAUUGGAGAUCGUGAACGCCGACACUGGAUCACCCGAUUCUCCACGGUAUUCGAAGAAGAAGCAGUUCGUCGACAACGUGAAGCGUAAUCUAAGAAUGCACGGUAGCUCUUCUAGUCGCCAGUUGUCUGAGGCUGCUGCUGUCACAUGCGUCAAUCUCAUCAAAGCAGCGACAUAUGUUAGCAACGAUUCUGUCACCAACGUCGUCCUAAUUCUGGCGAAGCAACUGAUGGACGAUUUAAUGAACCUUCUUUUCAAUCCUUCGAAACAAUUUUCACGCGGACAGAAUUAUAGCGCGCAGGACAUCGAUUUGAUGAUCGAUUGCUACGUCAGCUCUUUUCGUAUCGAUCCAGUCAACAACGAAGCUUUCUUUAAGUUUUGUUUGAAUGUCAACUACCCGUCAACGUACCAAUUCGUCCUAGUCAGCUCAUUGUACAAGUAAGUGUCGAAAAUAUUUUCUUUUCAUAUCUGAUCAAGUUUGAUGUCAUAUUUCAGAAUCUUUACACAGCCGAGAUUAUCGUGGUGGCCAGAGACCAGUCUUGUAUAUUCAUAUGGCACAGACCUCAGAAAUAUGUUUACUGAUACCCUGAACAAAAUGACGCAGAACUGUAGUAAUACGCCAUUGCGCAUGAUUCAUAAUUUUUCUCUCAAAUCUAAAGAGGAGAUGGCUAAUUCUAAAAACUUGUUGUUGGUGUUGGUGCGACUCAUUCACGUGGAACCUAUGUUAAUGUUGCAUAAUUACGGCACAGCUGGUCAUGAAAUACAAAAGUCCACUUUAGAGCUGAUUAAUGGACUUGUCUCAUUAGUCCAUCAGCCCACAAUGCCAGAUAUUGCUCAUGAAGCGAUGGAGGCUUUGUUAGAGCUACACCAUCCAGAUAAGAUCAAAGCAUGGAAUCCAGAAGCGCCGCUUGAUACUUUCUGGGACGCCAGUUCGCAAGUUGUCUUCUCAAUCUCUCAGAAAUUGAUUCAACAUCAAAUUUUCAAUUACACAACUAUACUCAAAUGGCUUCACAAGAUACUGAGUUGCAGAAAUGCUUUCCUUUCUCAAUACAAAGAUUACGCGAAUGUGGAGAGCCACGUUGUGAUUAGCAAACAAGCACAUGUUAAACUUGAGGUCAUGUGUUUGAUAUAUUUAUGGAGCAUAGACAUAGAGGCUGUUUUGGUAUCCAUGUCCUGUUUUGCAUUAUUAUGCGAAGAAGCUGAAAUUCUUUGUGGCAGCGAUGGAGUAGCAGUGACCUGUUUGCUUCCCAAUUAUCAGCUGUAUUUAGAAUUGGCGCAAGCUUCGACCGUAUUGAUCUCUGCCCACGGGGACACUAGACUAUAUUAUCAGGAAUAUAAUUACGAAAUUGCUUGGGAAGAAACAUUUAGAAAUUGGGAAGCGACUUCACGGCAGUUGUCCAAUUAUCCUAAAAGCAAAACUGAAGAUGUACAGGUAGAGCCGUUUUGUCGCGGCAAUGUAAAACGGAGAGCGGCGCACCAAAAUUCAGAACACGAAAUGGAAGACCAAAUUAACGAGUGGGCUAACAUGACAGGGUUUCUUUGCGCUUUGGGUGGAGUAUGUCUACAACGUCGUUCACCUAAUAAACCACCAUGUGGUGUAUUCCCUUUUAAUUCGGAGCAUAAAAAGAGUUUGAUAAAACAACAGGAUUCUGUUUCUUCAUCAAAUUCUAAUCAAGAAGCACAAUGUUGUCCAGUGACACAAUUCGUAUUUAACUUAUUACGAUUAUUAAUUUGCAACAAUGAGAAACUUGGUAAUCAAAUACAGAAACACGUAAAGGAGUUGGUCGCACACGAGAUGAGUCCUGCUCUAUAUCCAAUAUUAUUUGAUCAGAUAAAAAAUUUUGUUGAGAAAUUCUUCGACCCACAUGGUCAUGUAGUGAUUUCGGAUUUAAACACACAAUUUAUUGAGCACACUAUAUUUAUAAUGAAAAAUAUUUUGGAUUCAACGACGGAUCAACCAUCGGAAUAUCUUGGAGUGACUAGCAUCGAAGGCAUGAUGUUGGCAAUCGUUAGAUACGUCAGGCACUUGGACAAGACGGUGCACUCGAUUUUAAUUAAAACCAAAUUAUGCCAGCUAGUUGAAGCUAUGAUGAAGAGACGGGACGAUCUUGCGUUUAGACAGGAGUUGAAAUUUCGUAACAAACUAGUUGAAUAUUUAACUGAGUGGGUAAUGUGUACACAUCCUCAUUCUUCAACAACUGCCAACGAUAUCCUAACUUCUUUAACUUUUUAUAGAGAUUUGGAUCAAGCUAGCAUGGAAGCAGUAGGAGCAUUGUUACGUGAAUUGCCUCUACAACCUGAAGAUUCUGAUCGUGUUGAUUUGAUGGAAGCAAAAUCUGAACUUUUUUCGAAAUAUUUUACGCUGUUUAUGAAAUUAAUGAACUACUGUAACGGUCCAUCAUCAACAGCAGAAGACAAAGAUGUUGUGCCUCGGCCUACUUUAACGACUAACAAAGUAGCCAUUUUGCGCAAUACUGCUAUUCAAGCUAUGAGUAAUCUUCUUAGUGCUAAUAUAGACAGUGGCUUGAGGCACUCCAUACAUUUGGGCUACAAUACAGAUCUGCAGACACGAGCCGCAUUUAUGGAAGUGUUGACUAAAAUUCUUCAGCAGGGCACGGAAUUUGAUACUCUUGCCGAAACUGUGCUAGCGGACAGAUACGAACAGUUAGUUCAACUUGUUACAAUGAUCAGUGAUAAAGGCGAAUUGCCUAUCGCCAUGGCACUGGCUAAUGUAGUGACGACGAAUCAAAUGGAUGAAUUGGCGCGUGUCUUCGUGACACUGUUUGACGCAAAACAUUUGUUAUCACCAUUAUUAUGGAAUAUGCUCUACCGAGAAGUCGAGCUAACUGAUUGUAUACAGACUCUUUUUCGCGGUAAUACUCUGGGAAGUAAAAUCAUGUCCUUCUGCUUUAAAAUUUAUGGCACUAGCUACUUGCAAGGCUUACUCGAGCCUCUCAUUACACCUUUACUGGAUAACUCAACAAUUCAUUUUGAAGUAGAUAGUGCAAGGAUUGAUUCUAACGAAAAUAUUGAACAAAACGGUGAAAACUUAAUCAUGUUGACACAAAAAGUGUUCAAUGCUAUCGUAUCAUCGGCAGAUACGUUUCCUCCGCAGUUACGCUCUAUGUGUCAUUGCCUGUAUCAAGUAUUAUGCAAGAGAUUUCCACAAUCUCCGCAAAGUAACAUUGUAGCCGUAGGAACGGUGAUAUUUCUGCGUUUCAUUAAUCCUGCAAUUGUCUCACCCCAAGAGUCUGGUAUCAUAAAUAAACCAGUACCACAUGAAAUUAAGCGAGGCCUAAUGCUUAUGUCAAAGAUAUUGCAGAAUAUUGCAAAUCAUGUAGAAUUUAGCAAGGAGCAGCAUAUGUUGCCUUUUAACAAUUUCUUAAGAACGCAUUUUGAGAUUGGUCGACGAUUUAUCAUACAGAUAGCUUCGGAUUGUGAAACAAUUGAUCAAACCAGUCAUCCUAUGUCAUUCGUUUCGGAUGCCAAUGUAUUGGCGUUGCACAGGUUGUUGUGGAAUCAUCAAGAAAAAAUUGGAGAUUAUCUUAGUAGUAGUAGAGAUCAUAAAGCUGUCGGAAGGAGACCAUUUGACAAAAUGGCUACGUUAUUAGCGUAUCUUGGGCCACCCGAGCAUAAACCGGUGGAUUCCCAUUCGCUUUUUUCUACUACUUACGUUCGCAUGUCACGAUGGGCGAAUAAAGACAUGUCGUCCACUAAUUUUGAAGAAAUCAUGAUGAAAUAUAAUAUGCACGAGAGAGAAGAAUUUAAAAGUAUCCAAAGCAUGAAUAUUUUUUAUCAAGCAGGUACCAGCAAACAAGGCCAUCCAGUAUUUUACUACAUUUCACGACGAUUCAAACUUGGCGAAACGAAUGGCGAUCUACUGAUAUAUCACGUCAUUCUAACUUUAAAACCUUUUUAUCAUUCUCCAUAUGAUGUAGUUGUCGAUCUUACUCACACGUGUUCAGAUAAUCGGUUUAGGACAGAAUUUUUGCAAAAAUGGUUUUACGUUCUACCUGCGGCAGCUUAUGAAAAUCUUCACGCGGUAUACAUUUAUAAUUGUAAUAACUGGGUACGUGAAUACACAAAGUAUCAUGAUAGUAUCUUGGCACCAUUGAAAGGUAAUCGAAAAAUUGUUUUCAUCGAUGGCCAAGGAAAAUUAAACGACGUGAUCGAUGUCGAACAACAAAAAUUACCUGGAGCAACAUUAUCUCUGGAUGAAGACUUGAAAGUCUUCACUGGCGUCUUGAAACUAUCUCAUAAAGAAAUGAAGGUGUCCGUGAAGAUCGGACCAACGACACUACAGAUAACGCAUACAGAUAGAUCUAAAGUAUUAUCGCAAUCCAUUCUCUUAAAUGAUGUCUAUUACGCGUCCGAAAUAGAAGAAGUUUGCUUAGUGGAUGACAAUUCAUUUGUGCUAAGCAUUUCCAACGAAGCAGGACCUUUGACUUUCGCUCACAGUGAUUGCAACAGCAUCGUUCAGAAUAUAGCUCACAUUAGAAGUCGCUGGACUCUAUCGAAUCCGAACUCCUUGUCCGUUCAUUCGAAAAUCAGGCCUAAAGAUGUGCCCGGUACUCUACUGAACAUGGCUUUACUGAAUCUCGGUAGUCCUGAUCCUAAUCUUCGGACUGCCGCGUACAAUCACCUAUGCGCGCUCACAGCAACGUUUGGCUUGAAAAUAGAGGGUCAAUUGUUGGAGACGUCCGGUAUCUGCAUACCAUCGAAUAACACUAUAUUUAUCAAGCACUUGAGUGAGACUUUGGCAGCGAACGAUCCGCAUCUCACGCUCGAAUUUCUCAAAGAAUGCAUACAAGGCUUCAGAGAAUCGACCAUUGAACUGAAACAUUUAUGCCUGGAAUAUAUGACGCCGUGGCUCAGCAAUCUCGUGCGAUUUUACAAACCCCACGACGAAAGCAAGCGGCAGAAACAAGUUACAGAGAUCUUGGACGAUUUGAUUACGUUAACCGUUCAGGAAAUUGAAAUGUAUCCGAGUAUACAGGCUAAGAUCUGGAGCACAAUCGGCAUGUUGCCAGAACUGAUAGAUGGUGUUCUCGAUAUUUUUCUUCAACGUAGCACACGAUAUGGCUUAGGUUCGCCGAUGGCCGAGAUUAUGGCUGACACUGCUGUUGCUCUAGCGUCCGGUAACGUGGAACUGGUCGCCAAGAAAGUGAUUAAUAAAGUGUGUCGAAUAGUAGACAAAACGUGCAUGUCGCCGACGACACAGUUAGAACAGCAUAUAAUGUGGAGCGACAUAGCAAUCCUAGCGAGAUAUCUUUUGAUGUUAUCCUUUAAUAACUGUCUGGAUGUAGGGAAACAUUUGCCACAUCUCUUUCAUACAGUGACGUUGCUCUUAUGUUCUGGUAGUUUGACUAUGCGAGCUUCCACUCAUGGUUUAGUGAUCAACAUUAUUCAUUCAUUAUGCACAUGCAGUUCGCCUGCUUUUUCCGAAGAUACACAUAGGAUAUUACGGAUGAGCUUAGACGAGUUCUCAUUGCCCAAGUUUUACCUAUUGUUCGGCAUCAGCAAGGUGAAAUCUGCUGCUGGCACAGCCUUUUACAAACAUCCGAACUCCAGCAAUAAACCCGUGAAUGAAAAGUGGCUCAGUAGUGAUCAAAGAAGCUCGCACGGAACGCAGGACAAGGAGAGACUUUAUUUACCCAAUUUGGAAGUCAUAACUGACGCUCUUUUGGAGAUUAUAGAGGCUUGCAUGCGAGAUAUUCCGAAAUGCGAUUGGUUAAAAACGUGGACUUCGUUAGCGAAGAACUUUGCUUUCUGCUUAAAUCCAGCUUUGCAGCCGAGGGCUCUCAUCGUCUUUGGUUGUAUCAGCAAAAGUAUAACGGAUCAAGAUAUGAAACAAUUACUGAAGAUAUUGAUGAAGGCGCUCGAAAGUUUUAACGAUAUUAAUCUUAUAGAGGCUAUUGUUAUGUGCUUAACACGAUUGCAACCUCUUUUGAGACCUGAAUCUCCAAUACAUAGAUAUUUAUUCUGGAUUGCCACAUCCGUUCUAGAGUUAGACGAAACGUCGUUAUACGCAUCCGGUUUGGCCCUUCUAGAGCAAAAUUUGCAUACACUUGAUUCGCAAGGCACUUUCGACGAGAAGACACUAGAACACGUAAUGAUGUCAACGCGUGAACCUUUGGAAUCUCAAUUUAAACUAUUGGAUUACACCGUGGGCUUGUCCUUUAAGUCUAACUUUCAUUUCGCGCUAGUUGGUCAUCUCUUGAAAGGCUAUAGGCAUCCUACACCAACUACAGUCACCAGGACGGUCAGAGUAUUGACCAUGUUACUGGCAAUCAUAGCUAAACCUUCCAAAAGGGAUAAGUUUGAAGUAACGCCUGAAAGUGUCCCUUACUUAACUGCGCUAGUGGCCGUGUCAGAAGAGGUUCGUAGCAGGUGUCACAUUCGACAUUCGCUCGACAAAAGCUUACACGAUUCAUCAGGCAGUUCAGACGUUCUUGACACUUUACCAUCGCGCAAUACGGAAAUGCCUGGAGCUUCUAAUCCUAGAAGGCAGAAAACUUGGGAUUUAUUGGAUCAAUCAGCACUUACUCAAGCAAAACAACAAAAACAAUCUGCACAGACUGGCCGGCUUUUAUUUAAAUCGCAGCGAUCUUUGAGUGUGCCGAGCGCAAAGGACGACAAGUCAACGGACAACACAGAACAACAGAGAGAUCGGAGUACGAGAGUGAGUUUAAGCAACGAAAAUAACGUUUUGCUCGAUCCGGAAGUGUUAACAGAUUUUUCAACACAGACUUUGGUGCUGACUAUGCUGGCCACGCUAGUAAAAUAUUCUACUAGCGAAAACGAAACGCGAAUUCUUUAUGAGUAUUUAGCGGAAGCAACUAUAGUUUUUCCGAAAGUUUUCCCAGUCGUAUAUAACUUGCUUGAUGCGAAAAUCAUCAGUGUAUUAUCUUCUUGUCAAGAUCAAGUAAUAUUAAGUGCGGUACAAACGAUUAUUCAAAACAUGAUUGCCUGUGAAGACUCAAAUCAACAUCAUUUGCAACAUUAUUUGCAAACUUGCGGAUUUCGGGGUCUUUGGAGAUUCGCAGGUCUUUAUACGAAUUCUAAUUGUACACAUGAGAAUGCUGAGUUGUUUGUUAAUUGCCUGAAAGCAAUGGUAGAAAUAUUGGAAACAUAUUUGAUACAAGAAUCGAAUAGUAAAGAGGAAGUUAUUAUCAGGAAAAGUAAACGGGCCAAUAAUUGUCAAACAGACAACACAGAAUCUAAAACAAAAUCCAAAAUAGAAUCCAAAACAAAAUCAUCUCCAGUCCAAGAACAAAUUCGUGUCCAAGAACAAAGCGAAAUUGACGUUCAUACAGAUCGUAAUACGGAUAACAAGCGAGACGAUUCAGUUGAUAUACGUCGAGCUGAAGAUACGGGUGGUGAUGAUGGUGGUGGCCAUUCACAUUCUUAGCAAUUAAUUUAUGAUACUGACAGACAGUGUGAUAAAAGUGUGCAUAAAAGGCAAAAUAAUCGAAAGUUGCAACGACAGAUGAGGUGUGCGAACUCUAAAUAAUCGCAUUGUAAAUAUAGAACCUCGCACACAUUUAUCCCCUAUUUCUGCUGCAACAUGUCAAGUUUAGUACAAUACCGUCAGUUUAGUAUAAUGCCGUCCACGAUAUA
Molecule: messenger RNA, 8555 nt
Organism: Atta colombica
Lineage: Eukaryota; Metazoa; Arthropoda; Insecta; Hymenoptera; Formicidae
Gene: Nf1
Product: neurofibromin
Exons: 25
Biological process (GO): regulation of GTPase activity
Source: RefSeq, a predicted model, not a curated record